Molecule: messenger RNA, 3637 nt
Organism: Moneuplotes crassus
Lineage: Eukaryota; Ciliophora; Spirotrichea; Euplotida; Euplotidae
Source: the annotation of a GenBank genome assembly
AAUGAGUGAGGAAGACUUCCGGCCUCCGUCCCCGAUCAGGGCUUCCCAGUUAGACCCUGAAGAAGCUGAACGGCUUAUGAUGCAGUCAGAUUUGUUCACUGAGAGCGACCAGUUUGAUAAUGAGAGUGAUCUUGACAUGCUGAGAGAAGGCAGAUAUGAUGACUAUAUACGAGAUAAGCUAGGUGGACAGAAAGAGAGUAGUACUAGCCAAGUUCAUGAUUAUUCAGAGAAACAAAAAGAAUUUGAAGUGUACCUUCAGAAGCAGAGGGAGAUAGACCAGCAGAUCUUUGAUGGUAUUGAGGAUCUGAAAGAUAUCAAAAUUGAAGCCAGAGAAAUCCAGCCUCAAUUCGACCCUGCCAAACUAGCUGAGGAAGAAAAACGGUUAGACGUACCAGAAGCUAAACUUGGUGAAGAAGAUGAGGUGUCUUCACACCAAAAUGAUGAUAUAUGAGAGAAGCAGCCUCUUGAAAUAACAGAAAACGGCAUACAAAAUCAGAUAAAUGAAUUUACCGACCAAAUAGAAAAUCCGAAAAAGGAAGAUAAGCCUGAAGAGCUGUUUAGUAAAAAUCAGGAUCAAUGAGAGUCACCACUAGUUGAAGAAAUAGAGAAGUCUGAAGCUGAGAAGGUUGAAGAGCCAAUUUAUCAGCCUCCAAACCCUAUCCACAUAUUUGCAGAGACCAAUCUUGAGAUAGAAAGAAUUUCAAUGGAAAUGGAGGAUCGAGCCAGUUUGAAAUAUGAAGAAUUCAUGCAUAGGCAGAAAUUCGCCCAGAAAGAUGCUGAAAUUCCUCUUGGAAAUGGAGUAUGUCCUAAAAGUCUUUGAAUAAAUGAGCCUACCCACCCAAAUCCAAAAAUGAAGGAGCCAGUUAAAGAGUCUUUCACCAAAUACAUGGCUAAUCAGAGACCAAUUGACCUUAGCAGGACGACAUUUAGAGUAUUAUGGAGUAAAGAGAAAGUUGCUAGAGAGGAGGAAGAGAAACGACAGUUAAAGGAAAAGGCCAAACGAGAGAAGAAAAAGAAGAUUGUCAAAACCCUUGGUGCAAUCCUAAGCUCCGAUUCCAGCACCAAAGCUUUAUUCAAGCCUAAGCAGAGUCUUUAUAAUGAGUUCCAGUCGCAGCCUAAUAAGCCGAUAGAGUAUAGGUUGGAGGAAUCGAUCCCAAUAUCCCAAGCUGAUAAUAUUACUGGAAGGAUUUAUCCAGAUAAAGCAUGAAUGCUGGCUUGUGCAACUAUCUCUCAUGCACAGAAGAUGAGGGAGAAGCUGAUAUCCUUCACAAAGGAUCUGGCCCAUCCCAGGUUUGAUGAUUAUGUCACAGAGGCAGAGCUAGUCUAUAAGGACAAACAGAAAAUAGAACAAAUCAGAAAGGCUAAAAAUAUGCAAAAGGAUAAGGGAUACCUUGGGAUUAUCGAGGAGGACAUGAUGCAUGAGAUCUCCGGAGACUUUGACUCCAAGCUCGAUGAUCUCAGUGACCCUCUGUUCAGCAACCUCCAGAUGAAUUAUGGGAACAAAGACUCAAAACAUAUUGAGGUCAAGAAUGAAAGUGACCUCAAGAAGCUUGAUUUUAAUGCACUGAAGGAUUAUAAAAGAUUAGAGCACCUUGAUUUGUCUAUAAAUGCUUUAUCUGAACUGAGUUCAACAGAGAAUGCUAAGUUCUGCAAUUUGGAUAGCAUCAAGGCUUCUCAUAACCACUUGAGGAAAUUUGAUUCCGCUAUUUUUGAGUCAUGUCCGAGGCUAAAGGUCCUACAGCUAGAUAUUAAUGAACUUGAGUACUUGCCUUUACCUCCGAACACAAAUGUAUUGACCAAGAUAGACCUAAGUAAUAAUAGGAUUUCUGUGAUCCCCAAGCUUACUGUGUGCCCUUAUUUAUCGUCUUUGAAUUUGUCUAAGAAUUUGAUCAGGGAGAUUCCCCAGUUUAUUGUCUACAACUUAUUCCUCACUGAGCUGAUUCUUAACGGAAAUCAGAUAGAAAUAAUGCCGAAGGGAUUUUCAAUGCCAAUGCUGAAGCUGCUUAAUCUUGCUGACAAUAAGCUGGUCGAUUUUAGAAUCGCAUAUUGCCCGAUGCUUGAGGUUGCCAACCUACGAGACAACAUGAUCUUUAAUAUGGGACCACUUUGGGGAUGCCCAACACUCAAAUCGUUCGAUGUCUCUUUCAACCAGAUUCAAGCACUUGAGGCUAUCCUUACUGCAUUUUCUAUGGGAAUGUUUGCAAAAUUGGAAAAGCUGAAGUUUAACGAUAAUCCUUUUCUUAAGAAUAGGAAUAAUUGAGUGGAGGGUUUCAUUGUAAAGCAGUUUAGAUCUCUUCAAGAGAUCAAUAAUAUACCAACCACAGACUUUGGGGUACCCAAAAUGAUCAAAAUGUUACCUUCUAAUGUGUAUAUCCUACCAGAUCCUGCAGACAUGUUGAGCAAGAAUUUGCAGUUGUUGCAAAUAAUGAACUUGGUGAUACUGCACCAAAGCCAGAAGAACUUCUUAAAUGUCAAGAUAAACAGUAUAGUGUUUAAAGAGUACCUUUACACAACGAAAUAUACUAUGUACAAGUACGAUUGUCUUCCUUUCGAGAGCAGUCAGAUCUUGAGCACCAAGAUGCCUGUAAAGAAUAUUUAUCUUUGCAGAAGCAGCCAGAACAUUGGCAUUUGCUCACCAAUCAUGGUAGAGGGCUACAAAGAGAUUGCUCUGAAGGAGAAAUCCAUUAACAAGAUUGUCUCUAGUUAUAAGAAGAGGAAAUUUUCAAGGAAACUGCUCUUACUGCAGAUGAAAGACCAUAUUCGUGAGAUUAUCCUAGCCCAAGCUCUGGUCAGAGGAUACCUUGAGAGAAAGAUCUGGAGCCCAGAGCUUAACAAGAUGAAGAGAUACCAAGAAAAUAAAAGAGUGGCCAUGGCCAAGAUCCGUGAUGGCCUAGAUGAUGAGUUUGAUGAUGACCUUCAUGAGCUCAAUGACUUUUUCGAAGAUAAUCAGGUUAACAACCAAUAUAUGACCAAGAAGAUUGAUCUACCUGAAGACGAGGAGAUGAAGAAAAUGCUAGAGAUGAUAGAUAAAAAGACUAAGCCAGCUCUACCUCCUCUGAAGAAUAAACCUCCUUUGGUAAAUUUGAACUCAGCUGUCACUUAUUCAAGGGGAUUUCCAGGUGAUAUGAAUCCUUCUCAUACUAUGAAGUCGACUUCUUCAAAGGCAUCAGAUCUGAGCCGCAAGAGGCUUCAAGAACAUGGAGAGUUAAUAAUGAGAGGGGCACCUAAUGCUGCUAUGUUUCAUAAUCCAGGGAUUCGUAGGGAGAGUUCUCCUACUUCUGUUUCAAAUGCCAUCACUGAGGUAGAUGUAAACAGUGAGAAGCACAUGAAUAACUUCAACUAUAACUCAAAGCCCGCGAUGAAUAAUCUAAUGAAUAGUAGUAGAGCUAGCAUUACAAGAAGCCAGAUAGGUUCAAACAAGCCAUCAAUCAAUGAGCAGAAGAAAGACUAUGUCGAUUCAUGGAAUUUCCAGGAUGAGAAAUCUAAGAAAUUGAUGGAAGCCAGGUACCUCAACAUGAGAAGAAGAAAGUUGAAGAAAAAGAAGUUGACUGCUGAUGACAGACUGAAGCAAUUCAGAAAGAUCUCAAGGAAAACAGUUCAUUAGUAUUUCCUUCCUGAUAAUAUUUUCAAUUUGUGA